UCCAUUCCGCUCGCAUCGCACAAGCUCACACACGCACCAGUCGUCCGACAGUGAAGAAGCCCCAAGUGUUUCCUCCUUCUCGAAUUUUCCGGCUCACUAAUUUUUUUGCGUCCCUAGCGGUCAAGCUCACGGUCAUCAUGUCUGACACCGGCAACAACCAGGAAUCAAAACAAGAUGGGGGAGAUGGAUCAGAAUACAUUAAGUUGAAAGUCGUAGGUCAGGACGCCAAUGAAAUUCAUUUUCGGGUAAAGAUGACCACUCAAAUGGGAAAGUUGAAAAAGAGCUACGCCGAAAGAUUGGGUGUACCACAGUCUUCGUUACGAUUCCUAUUUGAUGGCAGACGCAUCAACGACGACGAAACGCCAAAACAGCUGGAAAUGGAGGCUGAUGACGUCAUCGAGGUCUACCAAGAGCAGACUGGAGGGUGGUAGACUUAGUUAUUCCUUUUAAUUUGAUUCGUCAUCAUCACGUGUGUGGAGUGUUAAUUUUCGGAUUUUUUGUCCACAAGCAUUCUCCAUAUAAGUUAUACACACUUUUGUCUUCGUAUAUACAUUAAUAAACAUUGUUUAUAUUUCAGUUUUUGAAUUAAGUA
Messenger RNA from Folsomia candida, 592 nucleotides. Its product is annotated as small ubiquitin-related modifier. Bases 138 to 431 code for a protein of 97 amino acids. Gene Ontology annotation, cellular component: PML body; nucleus. NCBI's taxonomy places the organism in Eukaryota, Metazoa, Arthropoda, Collembola, Entomobryomorpha, Isotomidae. The transcript is spliced from 4 exons. Gene Ontology annotation, biological process: protein sumoylation. Gene Ontology annotation, molecular function: protein tag activity; ubiquitin-like protein ligase binding. The record is from RefSeq and is a predicted model, not a curated record.